UGACAGUUUCUAGGUAGAGGAUCUUUCAGGGGUGCCACGAGGAGGGUCACCUCUUAUUGUCAAACGAUGGACAUGCUGAUGCAGUUGGCUAAAGCUGUGGCUAGCGCAGCAGCCGCUCUGGUGCUGAAGGCGAAGAACGUGGCUCAGAAGACGGAGGACUCGGCCCAGCAGAACCGGGUCAUCGCUGCCGCCACGCAGUGCGCCCUGUCCACCUCUCAGCUGGUGGCCUGCACCAGGGUGGUGGCACCGACCAUCAGCUCCCCGGUGUGCCAGGAACAGCUGAUCGAGGCGGGGAAGCUGGUGGCCAAGUCGGUGGAGGGCUGCGUGGAGGCAUCGCAGGGGGCCACUCAGGACGAGGGGCUCCUGAAACAGGUGGGCUUUGCUGCCACAGGCGUCAAUCAGGCCCUCAACGAGCUGCUGCAGCACAUCAAGCAGUACGCCAGCGGAGGACAUCCUAUUGGACGCCACGGAGAAGCCACCGACCGCAUCCUGGACGUCACUGAGAACAUCUUCGGCUCCAUGGGAGACGCUGGUGAGAUGGUCCGUCAGGCCCGUAUCCUCGCCCAGGCCACCUCCGAUCUGGUCAACGCCAUCAAGAUGGACGCCGAGGGAGAGACCGACCUGGAGAACUCACGCAAGCUUCUGUCCGCCGCCAAGCUGCUGGCUGAUGCCACCGCCAAGAUGGUGGAGGCUGCGAAGGGUGCAGCAGCGAACCCCGACAGUGAGGAGCAGCAGCAGAAGCUUCGAGAGGCAGCUGAAGGUCUGCGUAUGGCCACCAACGCUGCCGCACAGAACGCUAUCAAGAAACGCCUGGUCAACAAGCUCGAGCAUGCAGCCAAACAAGCAGCAGCAGCAGCCACUCAAACCAUUGCUGCCGCCCAACACGCAGCCUCCUCCAGCAAGAACCAUGCGGCGCAGCAGCAGCUGGUCCAGGCUUGCAAGAUGGUGGCAGAGCAGAUCCCUCAGCUGGUUCAGGGGGUCCGGGGCAGUCAGUCCCAGCCCGACAGCCCGAGUGCUCAACUGGCCCUCAUCAGUGCCAGCCAGAACUUCCUGCAGCCUGGUGCUAGGAUGGUGACAGCCUCCAAGGCCACAGUCCCCACCAUCGGAGACCAGGCUUCCGCCAUGCAGCUCAGCCAGUGUGCUAAGAACCUGGCCAGCGCUCUGGCUGAGCUCCGGACCACCUCACAGAAGGCUCAGGAGGCGUGCGGUCCGUUGGAGAUAGAAAACGCUCUGUCCACUGUACGAGGUCUGGAGAAGGAAAUCCAGGAGGCCAAGGCUUCAGCUAAGGCGGGGAUACUGAAACCACUGCCAGGAGAGACGCUGGAGAAGUCCUCUCAGGAUCUGGGGAGCAGCACUAAGGCAGUNUCCAAUGACUACGGGCUGUUUCUGUCCGAUGAAGACCCAAAGAAAGGCAUCUGGCUGGAGGCGGGCAAGGCCCUGGACUACUACAUGUUGAGGAACGGGGACACUCUGGAGUACAAGAAGAAGCAGAGGCCUCUGAAGAUCCGCAUGCUGGACGGCACCGUGAAAACCGUCAUGGUGGACGACUCCAAGAUCGUCAGUGACAUGCUGAUGACCAUCUGUGCCAGGAUAGGUAUUACAAACUACGAUGAGUACUCACUGGUGCGAGACAUCAUGGAGGAGAAGAAGGAGGAGACCACAGGCACGCUGAAGAGAGACAAGACUCUGCUGAGAGAUGAGAGGAAGAUGGAGAAGCUGAAGCAGAAGCUCCACACAGACGAUGAGUUGAACUGGUUGGACCACGGCCGGACGUUGAGGGAGCAGGGAGUGGAGGAGACGGAGAUGUUGCUGCUGAGGAGGAAGUUCUUCUACUCGGACCAGAACGUGGACUCCAGAGACCCGGUCCAGCUCAACCUGCUUUACGUACAGGCCCGUGAUGACAUCCUGAACGGCUCUCAUCCAGUCUCCUUCGAUAAGGCCUGUGAUUUCUGUGGCUAUCAGUGUCAGAUUCAGUUCGGAGACCACAAGGAGGACAAACACAAGCCUGGAUUCUUAGAUUUAAAGGAGUUCAUUCCCAAAGAGUACAUCAAGAACAAAGGAGAGAAAAAGAUCUUCCAGGCUCACAAAAACUCUCAGAAACUCUCUCUAGCAACUCUCAGCAAAGUCAGGACAGAAACAUUGACCUUAUUGAUGAGGCGUUGUUGA
Messenger RNA from Notothenia coriiceps (black rockcod), 2166 nucleotides. RefSeq names its product talin-1-like. Bases 67 to 2166 code for a protein of 699 amino acids. The record is from RefSeq and is a predicted model, not a curated record. The transcript has 18 exons. Gene Ontology annotation, biological process: cell-cell adhesion; actin cytoskeleton organization. Lineage: Eukaryota; Metazoa; Chordata; Actinopteri; Perciformes; Nototheniidae. Gene Ontology annotation, cellular component: cytoskeleton; cytoplasm; plasma membrane. Gene Ontology annotation, molecular function: integrin binding; actin binding.